UUCUUGAUCUACCUCGUCAUACUAAGCUGGGCAUUCACAGAUUCAUCCCUACCGCGCGACGCGCGGUUAUUGCCUCCUAGUCCUGCUGAAACCGCGAAACCCAAAACAAAACAAUAACGCUACAAACCGCUCCAGUGGAGGAAGCCAGGAAGGAAUAUGAAGUGAGCAAUCGCACGGCACGAAGCAAGCAGGCAGGAAAGCAAAAGAAGUUGGCGCAAGUUCACUUUUUGAAGCAAAAUGGACCGAAUCGAGGCUGGACAAGAGAUGGCUUUCCGGGUUGGAUUCACCGGCCACAGCGGUCAUCUCACGAUAGAGCCUCUUCCUCCGGUUCAACGGUCCACUCCUCUCAGUUCACUCCCUGAUUUCAUACUCCCUCCUGCAUUUCCACGGGAAACGCCAGAAUCAAUAAAAGAAUAUAUAAAGGAAACGCAUCUACUCCCAAGGUUGGAUCCUGACGAGUUUUCUGCAGAAAAAUCUGGAAAGCAAUGGGAAUUUGAUUGGUUCGACAGAGCUAAAAUUCCAUUGGAGCCUUCUUUGCCUCGGUCUAUAGUUAUUCCAACAUGGGAAUUACCUUUUAGACGUACAAAAAGAAGUUCUGGGCAUGAUAUAUGGGAGCCUAGAUCAGAACAGGUAGAUAUAGCAGAACUUACAGCAGGAGCUGAGGAUUCUGGUGUAUUGCCACGUAUUGUUGGACCUGCAAAAGAUUAUGUAAAAGGAAGCCUCAGCAGCCAUCCUUUUCGUCCAGGUGGCUUGGAGGAUUCUCAUUCUUUGGGGAGGAUCCUUCCUGAUGGUGCUGUCAAUGGUGAAUGGGUAUGGGAGGUACUUAAUGGAGGUCCUGCACAAUCUAUUGCGCCGAGCUUUAAGGAUGGUCUGGAUCUAGGUGAUCUCAGGGCACACUCAAGUUCAUGGAACGUUUUUGUGGAUCAGAGUGAUGUUAAGCCCGUGCAAGAUGUGAAAUUGAAUGAUUUGUCUUUGCAGUUUGAUGACUUGUUUAGAAAAGCUUGGGAAGAGGAUGUGUCAGGUUAUGCUGCAGAUGGUGACACAUCAAAGGUCCAAGUAGAAACAAAAGAAUUAGGCUCUGUUGAAUCAGAGUCAGAAACUAAUGUAGAUAAUUCUUCAGUGGCCAGUAAUAUUGCAAAGAUUGAAUCAUCUGUUUUGGAUGAGGUAUUGUCUGCUGAAUUACAAGCAACAACUACAAUCCUCAAUGGAGAUCAAGAUGGUAGCAUUGAACAGCCAAAAAAGGCAUGGGUUGUCAGUGGAGCCAGUGGAAAGAUAGUGGAACAGUUUCAUGAACUUGUUCCUGACAUGGCACUUAAUUUUCCGUUCGAAUUGGAUCCAUUCCAAAAGGAGGCCAUCUAUUAUCUUGAAAGGGGAGACUCUGUUUUUGUGGCAGCUCACACAUCUGCUGGAAAGACAGUUGUUGCAGAGUAUGCAUUUGCUUUGGCAACAAAACAUUGCACGAGAGCUGUAUAUACUGCUCCCAUCAAGACCAUCAGUAACCAAAAGUACAGGGACUUUUGUGGGAAAUUUGAUGUGGGUCUUCUCACUGGUGAUGUCAGUUUGAGGCCAGAGGCCUCUUGUCUUAUCAUGACUACAGAGAUAUUGAGAUCAAUGCUCUAUCGUGGUGCUGACAUCAUACGUGACAUAGAAUGGGUAAUAUUUGAUGAAGUUCAUUAUGUGAACGAUGUUGAAAGAGGUGUUGUUUGGGAAGAAGUUAUUAUCAUGCUCCCCAGGCAUAUUAACUUUGUCCUGCUCUCAGCCACGGUACCAAAUACAAUUGAGUUUGCUGAUUGGAUUGGUCGGACAAAGAAAAAGCAAAUUCGUGUGACUGGGACAACAAAGAGACCUGUCCCUUUGGAGCACCACCUCUUUUAUUCUGGAGAGCUUUACAAAGUCUGUGAAAACGAAGAGUUUGUGCCUAAAGGACUGAAAGCUGCCAAAGAUGCUAGUAAGAGGAAGACCACAAGUGCUGUUGCUGGUGGAGCUGGAUCUUAUCCUGGGUCUUCUCCAUCCAAUGAUAGGGCUCGAGCUCACAGGCAUGAAAGUUCUCAUCAGGGAAAACAGACCAGGCAUUCUGGAUCCCAGAACUUAGGGAACUCUCGGGCUGUCUGGGGAAACCAGAACAAUGGCCUUGGCCCUAAUACAGGGUUGAGGAGAUCAGAGGCUACAAUGUGGCUAUCGCUGAUUAACAAGCUGUCAAAGAAAUCCUUGUUACCUGUGGUUAUGUUUUGUUUCUCAAAGAAUCGGUGUGAUAAAUCAGCUGAUAGUAUGACCACAACUGACCUUACAACUAGUUCGGAGAAAAGUGAGAUUCGGAUCUUCUGUGAUAAAGCAUUUUCACGGCUAAAGGGGUCCGAUAGGAACCUACCACAGAUUGUCAGAGUUCAAAGCCUUCUUCACCGGGGCAUUGGUGUGCAUCAUGCUGGACUGCUUCCAAUUGUCAAGGAAGUAGUUGAAAUGCUUUUCUGUCGUGGUUUGGUCAAGGUUUUAUUCUCAACUGAGACAUUUGCAAUGGGAGUGAAUGCCCCUGCAAGGACAGUGGUGUUUGAUACUUUAAGGAAGUUUGAUGGCAAGGAAUUUAGACAGUUACUCUCGGGAGAGUAUACUCAGAUGGCUGGUCGUGCUGGGAGGAGAGGACUGGAUGAGACUGGUACAGUUAUUGUCAUGUGUCGUGAUGAAAUCCCCGAUGAGAGAGAUCUAAAGCCUGUGAUAGUUGGUAGGCCAACUAGGCUUGAAUCUCAAUUUCGACUGACCUAUAUCAUGAUCCUGCAUCUCCUCCGUGUUGAAGAACUGAAGGUGGAGGAUAUGCUAAAAAGAAGUUUUGCUGAAUUCCAUGCUCAGAAAAAACUUCCCGAGAAACAGCAACUUCUAAUGCGAAAGCUUGCCCAGCAAACAAAAACUAUUGAAUGCAUAAAGGGUGAACCAGCAAUAGAGGAGUACUAUGAGAUGUCCUCAGAAGCUGACACACAUAGCACCAAGAUAGUGGAGGCAGUCAUGCAGUCCCCUGGCUCCCAGCAUUAUCUUAGUCCUGGAAGAGUGGUGGUUGUAAAAUCAGAGUCAGCCCAGGAUCACUUGCUAGGCGUUGUUGUGAAAGCACCUUCUUCUAACAAUAAGCAGUACAUAGUUUUUGUGCUGAUGCCUGAAUUGCCUUUGACAUUGCAAAACCCAUCAGAUAGUAGCAACUUGAAGGAUGAUAAAGGUGCUGGUUUACAGAUAUUGAUACCUAAGUCAAAACGUGGUCUGGAGGAUGAUUAUUAUUCUUCAGUCACUUCUCGGAGAGGUUCAGGUGUUGUCAACAUUAAAUUACCUCAUCGUGGUACUGCUGCUGGGAUGAAUUAUGAAGUUCGAGGAAUUGAUAACAAAGAGUUCCUUUCAAUAUGCAACUGCAAAAUAAAGAUUGAUCAAGUUCGACUUCUGGAAGAUGUCAGUGCUGGAGCCUACUCGAAUACUGUACAGCAGCUGCUGUUAUUGAAAUCUGAUGGAAAUAAGUACCCUCCACCUCUAGAUCCAGUCAAAGAUCUGAAGCUGAAAGACCUAGAUGUUGUUAAAGCCUAUCAUAAAUUGAACAUUUUGUUGCAAAAGAUGGCACAAAAUAAAUGCCACGGAUGUGUCAAAUUGGAGGAGCAUAUUAAGUUAGCCCGUGAAUUGAAGCGGCACAGAGAGGAAGUCAAUACCUUGAAGUUCGAAAUGUCAGAUGAAGCACUGCAGCAAAUGCCUGAUUUUCAGGGUCGGAUUGAUGUUUUGAAGGAAAUCGGUUGUGUAGAUGCUGACCUUGUGGUUCAAAUAAAAGGCCGUGUUGCUUGUGAAAUGAAUUCUGGGGAGGAAUUAAUAUGCACUGAGUGCUUGUUUGAGAAUCAGUUCGAUGACUUGGAACCAGAAGAAGCUGUGGCAAUUAUGUCUGCCUUUGUCUUUCAGCAGAAAAAUACCUCUGAACCUUCUCUUACACCAAAGCUUUCUCUGGCUUGUAAGAGAUUGUACGAUACAGCAAUAAGGCUAGGUCAACUUCAAGCAAGCUUCAAAAUACAGAUCGAUCCGGAAGAGUAUGCUCGGGAGAAUCUCAAGUUUGGUCUCAUUGAAGUGGUUUACGAAUGGGCAAAGGGCACUCCAUUUGCUGAUAUUUGUGAACUCACUGAUGUUCCUGAAGGUUUGAUAGUCAGGACCAUAGUUAGAUUGGAUGAGACAUGCCGUGAAUUUAAAAAUGCUGCUGCGAUCAUGGGUAAUUCUGCCCUUUACAAGAAAAUGGAAACUGCUUCGAAUGCCAUAAAGCGCGACAUUGUCUUUGCUGCUAGCUUGUACGUCACAGGGUUGUGACCUUGUUGAAGUCGAAAGGCCUUGAUUUGUGCCAAUCACCAAUACAUGUAAAUGGACUCUUGUUGUACACUAGUCAUCACCAUGAAUUGGCUGAUUUUUUUAGUUAGAGUUUGAGAUUUUUUAGUAUUCGUGAUCUACUUGUUAGGAUGAACUUAUUGAGAAUUAUCAAGCUUAACUAAUCGCUUUGAUAUGUAUAUGAUAAAAUGGUGAAGAAAAUUAAGCGGAUCGACGACCAGGAGCACAAGAACAUCCAUCACUGGAAAGAUUGCAUUUAUUUCGUCAGGAAUUCAACAAUAGCAUAAUAUGAGAAAUAUCUCCAACGAAAGGAUCAUGUUCAGGAACAGGUCUUCAAUGAUCUAUCAUUCCCCUUCAGUUGUCACUCCUCUUGGGUUUGUCGGAGACGAAACCAGCCUGAAACCGGCAAUCAACGAAAGUGAAAUCAGACGACAUCUUAUCUGGAAUACCAAACGGAAAAUGGAUAUAGUUUAAAAGAAGCUUAUUCAAAAUGAAAGUAGUUACGACCUCAUCAGCAGCUGCUGGAAUCCAUUCAUUAGUCGCUGGAUUUCCCUUGCAGGAGCCAUGGUAAUCUGUUGCAGAAUCUGGUUCUAAGCUGAAGGAUUUGCCUUUCAUGCUCUCUAUAGCAAUGAAUCCAGUUCCCGUCUGCAAUUUCAUUUUCAAGAGCAGAGGAUUAUUCAUGUUUCAUUUGGAUGAUUAGGGGAACAUCACUAAUUUUUCUAUCAAGAAAGAAAAGAAGAAAAUCUUUUUUUAUAUAUAUAUAUAUACUCGAAUGCUGGCUUUUUUUGUUUCUGAUCUUGUUACUAUUCGACCAGUUGAGGUAACCAAAAUAAUGUAGAGAUGCAAUGGAAUCAAA
Messenger RNA from Coffea arabica (coffee), 5182 nucleotides. Its product is annotated as DExH-box ATP-dependent RNA helicase DExH11. NCBI's taxonomy places the organism in Eukaryota, Viridiplantae, Streptophyta, Magnoliopsida, Gentianales, Rubiaceae. Gene Ontology annotation, cellular component: Ski complex. Gene Ontology annotation, molecular function: ATP binding; RNA binding; RNA helicase activity. Gene Ontology annotation, biological process: nuclear-transcribed mRNA catabolic process, 3'-5' exonucleolytic nonsense-mediated decay. The record is from RefSeq and is a predicted model, not a curated record.